AUUCGCCCUACAGUAUGUAUACAAAAACAUAUAAGCUGAAGGAAGUAAGAAGCCGCAGCAGCAGGCAGACACAGACUGACCUUUGGGGGGCUUGCGGCAGAGGUGGCACUGAGGAGAAUGUGUGGUCACAGUGGCUCGCUUUGGCUGGGCCGUCGCCCAUCGUGGAGAGGCCAGGUAUAUCUGAUACCCCCAGGGUUCCGGCUAUGAAGCCGCCUCCAUUCUGGAUGUACGCAUUUGACAUGUCCUCCCAGUGUUCCCAGCAGGUUUGAGAGGUUGAUCUUUAUUAAAAAAAGAUUUUUGAAGAUUUAUGUAGGUAACCAUUAAGUCAUCUAACGCACGUUUCCUCAUUUGUGUUUUACCUAAUGGCCCCUUGUCGCUUGUAGGUCAUGGGAUCUGCCACUAGGGGCAGACUGAAUGAAAGAAUGCAUGAAUUGCAUUUAUAUAGCGUUUUCAAGAUACCCAAAGUGCUUUACAGAAUCAAUGGGGAACCACUUCAACCACAACCACUGUGUAGCCCCCACCUGGAUGAAGCGAUGGCAGCCGUUCCGCACCAGUACGCUCACCAUAGAGUAGCUAAGGUAGUGAAGGGGCAGGAGAGAAUUCACCAGUUCACCACCGACGGCAGUAAAUUAUUUGAGCCAGCUAAAAUGUCCCAAACUAGCCAGCAAGGAAACUAGUGAAAUAAUGUGUGAAUCAGAAGAGGAAUGAAGCUGAAAUCCGCAAGCCUAGUUAGAUGUAACCAGAUCUGAAGGCAACAUUUUAUGGCAUGAUGUCGUUUAAGUGUUAAGCUAUUUUAACCCUGUGUCAACUGUAUAAUGUAUAUCGUCUGAUAAUUUAAUUUCAAGCCACACUUUAGACUUUUUUGUUGUUGCUGCUGGCGUUUCUGUCUUGUGGGUAACUGAAUAAAAAAAAUGUUUUGUGUGUAUUCAGCAUAGCUGUGGUACAUGUCUGGUACAUGUGGAUUGUAGAAAUAACAUAAAGCCAGACUAUUCCUCCAGUUUUCACUACUACUGAGACGUCCAGACAACAUACAGUACUGAUCUUUGUUGAAGACUGAUCAGAUGACUGUUCUUUAUACAUGUAAUACCUUUACGCAGAAAUUCCUAUGUAUGUCACAGGGUGAUAUGUUCAGAAGGCAGGAAUGAGAAGAUAUCAGCAACCUGGCAACAGAGCUGCCAAGCCUCCAGCCCAAAUCCCACCACAGCCCAGCUGUUGUACCUUUGCACAUUUCAUAUAACCCAAACAGCUUCAACAGAAUAUUAAAGUGUCUGUGACUUUGAGUAGAUAAGAUAAGGAACUGAGUGGGAUAUUGUGUCAUUAUAGGCAACCUACAGGGUUGCCAGACAGAGGUAUUUCAUGGCAACUCAGCUUUGUAGCUGUCCAGUGUUUAUAUCAGGCCUUUGCUGCUGUCACACCACUGGAAGGAGCUGAAAGUCCAGGCCUCAGUUUGCAUCCAGGGCUGGAGUCCCCGGUCAGCCCCGGGAUGCUGCUGAAAUCCAACCCCAGGCUUUAAGGCCUGCUUACGUCCUCUAGUAGACAAGCAGAUAAAAAAUGCUAAAGAAAUUGUGUGUGUGAAGGUGGGGGUAUUUCAUCUCAAGACUGUCCAAACAUCCUCCUUUGUUUUUCUUUUUAAACUGGACAUACACAAUCGCGGCGACAGAAAUUGAGGUUCUGAAAGUUUCUGCUGGAGGGAAUUACGACACAUGACACGUAGCUUGGAAAUUUUGGAGGCCUGGUCAAGUUUGAGCUGGACCCACCUUCAGCUCUGAGGUGUGGGGUGGGUAGGGAGGGGGUCUUGGGAAAAAAACUCAAAAGAAAUGCCCUAAAAUGUGAUCCAGCUUCCUUCCUAAGCACAAUAAUAGAAACAUCUGUGAUUGGUUGGGAUUUGCCCAGCCUUGAGAUGGACUGAGCCUGAAAUUGGUUGGAGGGUUAUUUUUAAAUGUUCAGAAAUUAAACGGAACUACACUCAUAACUGUGUAUGGAGAGCCUGCUGACAUAGGGAGGGGCUAAUUGAGACCUUACGUGGCUGUAUCUCGGCUGCAUAUCUGCAUGCUCAGUCAGCACCACGACAUCUGACUCGUCUGGAAGCCCAAAGUGUCAGAGCAGGACGGGGUGCCAGCGGAACUUUCCGGGUGUCAAGGGCAACGUGUAAGUAGAGAUGUAAGAAUGGCACAGGUGGCCAUCGACCAUGCAUGUCUGACUGCGGUCGUCAGUCAUGAUACUGAAACCGGCACCGGAGGCUGCGAUGCAGCCGCCGAGGGGAAGUGUGGUGGCGAACUCUUCACAGGAAUGAAGAUACCUUUGUUUGACAAAGAUAAAAAUGUGACAGGUAGAGCAUCGCCAAAAUGCUCAGGAACGGCAGUGACGUGGCGAUGACCAGCUGGCAGGUCAAGGAGACUCACCUGGAGAACGUCCUCUUUGCUUCCUUCUACAUCGUGAUCUUCAUCUUCGCGGUUCCAGGAAACGCCUUGGCUCUGGGCGUUUUCAGCCGACAGAAGAAGAUCUCACCCUCCAAGGUCUUCCUCAUGAAUCUGGCUGUGGCGGAUCUCUCCUAUGUGAUGGUUCUGCCCAUGCGUGCCACCUACCACCUCAUGGACAAUGACUGGCCCUUUGGGGAGAUCCUCUGCCUUCUGAUUGGGUACCUCUUCUACCUUAACAUGUACUGUAGUCUCUUCUUCAUGGCCUGCAUCAGUCUGGACCGCUUCCUGGCCGUUGUCCUGCCAGUCAGGUCUCUGGUGCUGCGGCAAAGGCCCCUGUACACACGUGUGGUCAGCGUCGUCUUGUGGAUCUCCUUGAUUGUUUGCUCGGCCCCCAUGCUGCUGUCCAAGAAGGUUCUAAAGGUGGACAACUUGACCAGGACAGUGUGUGGCCAGCUCUACCUGGAGAAGACCUCAGCCAAAGCACUGCUGCCCACAGCCGUGGCUUUUCUGCUCCCCAGCAUCAUCAUACUGGGUUCCUACAUCCUGAUACUCCAUCGUCUGUGGAGCCUAAGGCAGCCAGGAAAGAAGUCAGUGGAGAGGAAGGCGGUCAAGAUGAUCACAUUGAUCCUUCUGAACUUCUCCAUGACUUUCAUCCCCUACCACAUCAACCGCUUUAUCUACAUCCAGGCCUGCAGACGGGAAGACGUAGACAUGGCCUCCAUCGUGUUCAGCAACAGGAUCACUUCAUCCUUGACUUGUCUCAGCGGAGUCUUGGACCCAGUUUUAUAUUUCUUUCUUGCCAAGACCUACCAGAGAUCCUUGGUUCAACUUUUCUGCAGGAGACAAAAAAGGCAAAAGAAGCAGAAUGUCAAUUCUGCUUCCAGCUAAUUAGUGACUGCAUUCAGCUAUGAAGCGAAGUGACUCAUGUUUCAUGCUUUUAGGUCCUUAACCCCAGUUGCUCUGGGGAUCAGUGAGACUCUGCUGUCUGAUCUUCACUCAACAAAAUAAAUUUUAAAGUACAUAUAUCAGCCAGUGCCUACUGUGGCUGACCUACACCUGCUACUCUAACAGCUGUUAAUGAGUAAAUAAAAAAUGUACUAGUAGAAUCUUCAUGAACUUGUUUUGGUGCAGUAUUAAUUACAUAUACUUAUUUAAGUUAUUUCUUGGACAUUGUUUGAAAUACAAAAAUGUUUAAUAUGGGAAGUGACAGAGGUGGCUAGUUCAGAUCCAGAAAGUAAAAAUCCAGACCAAAAUUUUAUUUCAACCAACCAGUUGAGUACUCUGUCACUCAUUCUUUCUACCCAACUGGAUGGUUGAAACAAAAUCUUCAUCUGGAUAUUUAUGGAUCUGAACUUCCACCUCUGGGAUGUGGGACUUGGGUAAGCAUCAACAAAGCAGUGAAUGGGAUUUCUAAGCUGCUUUUUCAGGGACUACAGGGGAUGAACGGCUCACCUUCCUAACAGACCCCAAGCUUCACUCUUCCCUGGGUUUGUGUGAAUGUUUUUAAAAGGACAGCAAGAUAGGAUAUGUGAAGAUGGACACAUUCCAAUGUACCUGUUCUCAAUCUUGUAUAAAUGGCAAACAGCAAAUAAAGCUUCAUUUCAUUUUA
This is a messenger RNA of Paramormyrops kingsleyae, 4029 nucleotides long. RefSeq names its product uracil nucleotide/cysteinyl leukotriene receptor. The record is from RefSeq and is a predicted model, not a curated record. Gene Ontology annotation, molecular function: G protein-coupled receptor activity. Lineage: Eukaryota; Metazoa; Chordata; Actinopteri; Osteoglossiformes; Mormyridae. Gene Ontology annotation, cellular component: plasma membrane. Gene Ontology annotation, biological process: phospholipase C-activating G protein-coupled receptor signaling pathway; positive regulation of Rho protein signal transduction.